AUGUCGGAUGCAGAGGGCUCUGGAGGAGGUCGCGCUCCACAUGGACUCAGGGGAACCGGGAGGACUUCUCUUCUUCUCUCAGUGUCCGACAGCAGGAGGAUCGUCAUCCUGGGGAAAACUGGAGUGGGGAAGAGCAGCCUGGCUAACACCAUCUUCGGAGAGAAGCGGUUCACCAUCGGAGACACCAUCAACUCGGAAACCGCCCGGUGUCGAGCGGAAACUAAGACUGUGUGUGGGAGGAGCAUCACUUUGAUCGACAGCCCCGGCUUCUUCGACACGGAUCGAUCUGAGGGAGAGCUGAAGGCCGAGGUCCUGCGCUGCGUCACCGAGUACGCCCCCGGGCCGCACGCCUUCCUCAUCGUGCUCAAGGUGGAGCGCUUCACGGAGCAGGAGCAGGCCGUCAUCACCAAGAUGGACUCCUACUUCUCCGAGGAGUUCUUCAAGUUCGCCACGGUCCUCUUCACCCACGGGGACCAGCUGCCCCCCGGGAAGAACAUCCAGCAGUUCAUCAGCAACAACCGGCUGGUCGACUCGCUGGUGGCAAAGUGCGGCGGCCGCUGCCACGUCAUCGACAACAAGUACUGGAACGGGCCCGGCCCGGAGGACCCGUACCGGAGCAACGCGAUGCAGGUGAGGGGCCUCCUCCUCACCAUCGACCGGGUGAUCCAGGCCAACGGCGGGAGGUGCUACACCAACGAGGUCCUGCAGGCGGUGGAGAGGAAGAUCCAGCAGCAGAUAGAAGCCCUGAAGCGGGAGCAGAGGAACAUCUCCGACGCAGAGGCCCGGAAGCAGUCCAAAGACCGAGUGUUCGUGGGGCUGUGCGUCGGGCUGGCCGCCGUGGCAACCGGUGUGCUGCUGGUGGCGGUCUUCAGCGUCACGGGGCCCUCGGGGGUCGUCGUUGCAGCAGCAGUGCUGGCAUGAGGUGCAGCAGCAGGAGAGCCGCCCUCACGGGAACAUCUGGAGGAGCAGAGGGCGUCAGGGAAGAAAUCAGAGUUAAACAAUCGAGUUUACACCUGGAAUAUCUCCUCAAUAAAUUGCAAGAAAAUCAAUUUCUCAACAAUAUUUAACCAGAGAGUAUUAUUGUUAAUCACAAGUAAUAUGUAAUAUGUCUAAAGUGUAAUUUACUUUUUAUUCAAAAGAUUCAUUUAUUUAGUUCUCUGUGAUGAUUUCUUUGCUUUGAGUUUCAUGUCUCACGUUGUUCUCCACGUAGGAACUCAGAUGAUUGAGUGGGGAUUGAACGAUGACGUCCUCAAUGUCUUCUUCUUUCAUAUGUCAACAUGUAAUAACAUGUUCUUUGUUGACGGAAUGGGAAGAAGGAGAAAAUGUAAACUAUUGACAUCUUGUCUUUCCCCUUUUUAUUCAUCUUUGUACCCAUUAAUCUUUAUAUGCAAAAAACAACAAAUAAAACUGGUUUGUAUUCUGUACAUUCCGACCAAA
Messenger RNA from Pseudoliparis swirei, 1437 nucleotides. Its product is annotated as GTPase IMAP family member 7-like. The record is from RefSeq and is a predicted model, not a curated record. Gene Ontology annotation, molecular function: GTP binding. Bases 1 to 921 code for a protein of 306 amino acids. The transcript has 2 exons. NCBI's taxonomy places the organism in Eukaryota, Metazoa, Chordata, Actinopteri, Perciformes, Liparidae.